Molecule: messenger RNA, 881 nt
Organism: Impatiens glandulifera
Lineage: Eukaryota; Viridiplantae; Streptophyta; Magnoliopsida; Ericales; Balsaminaceae
Product: phosphoglycolate phosphatase 2
Exons: 10
Coding region: 81-881 (266 amino acids)
Molecular function (GO): phosphatase activity
Source: RefSeq, a predicted model, not a curated record
UAAACAAGUCUUGGUCUUCUUCAUUCACUCUCUACUUACUGCUGCUCUUCUUCAAUCAAUCGAUCGAUCGAUCAUCAUCGAUGUCUCAACUCCUCUCUCUUGGAUCCGCACGAGAUCUCUUCGAUUCUGUCGAUGCAUUUCUCUUUGACUGCGACGGCGUAAUCUGGAAGGGCGAUAAGCUUAUUGAUGGAGUUCCCCAGACUUUGGAGAUGCUUCGAUCGCAGGGAAAGAAGCUUGUGUUUGUCACAAACAAUUCCACCAAGUCCAGAAAUCAAUACGCUCAAAAGUUCCGUUCUCUUGGGAUUACAGUCACCCAGGAUGAGAUAUUCUCCUCCUCAUUUGCUGCGGCCAUGUACUUGAAAGUCAAUCAUUUUCCUCAGGAUAAGAAGGUCUAUGUAAUAGGCGAGGAAGGUAUAUUGGAAGAGCUGGAGCUUGCUGGUUUUACCGCUCUGGGUGGCCCGGAGGAUGGGAAAAAGACUGUGCAGCUGAAGCCGGGCUAUCUCUUUGAGCAUGAAAACAGUGUUGGAGCUGUGGUGGUUGGACUGGACCAGUAUAUAAAUUAUUACAAACUACAGUACGCAACUCUCUGUAUUCGCGAGAAUCCAGGUUGUCUUUUCAUUGCUACCAACCGUGAUGCAGUUGGACAUAUGACUGAUUUGCAAGAGUGGCCUGGGGCGGGAUGUAUGGUUGCUGCUGUAUGUGGGUCGACAGAGAAAGAGCCUAUUGUGGUUGGAAAGCCAUCAACUUUUUUGAUGGACUUCCUGUUGAAAAAGUUCCAAAUCCCUACUUCGAGAAUGUGUAUGGUAGGUGACAGGUUGGAUACUGACAUCAAAUUUGGCCAGAAUGCUGGUUGCAAAACUCUCCUCGUUCUUUCAGGUUAG